GGCCACGCCCCCUGUCGGCCGGGCUGGGGGCGCCUUUAAGAACCGGCAGCUGGCCCCGGGCUCCGUCGGGAGUGCGGGGCUGCAGACUGCGAGGCGCGAGUCCUGAGUCCAGAGGCGCUCGCGCGCCGCCGCCGUCCUCGUGGCCGUCCUGCGCAGCUCGCCGCCCUCCUGCUUGCCAGUCAGGGGCUCUACCGCCUUCGCCUUGGCCUCCUAAUCCGCCCGCGCGGCUCUCCCAGUUCCUUCGCGAGCGGGCCGGGAACCCGCGCCUUCGCGCUCUCCGCCUCGGGCCAUGGUGCCCUCCCAGGAGGAACCCGCCGCCGCGCGGGGGACUAGCGAGGCGCAGCCACCCGGCCCCGCGCAGGUGGGGGAAGCUCCGCUGCCCGACCCGGGACCCUCGGAAGGCCCGGAGGCGGCCGCUGAGAAGGUGGAGGUGGAGCCCCGGGAGCCCCCCGAGGGCGGCUGGGGCUGGCUAGUGAUGCUGGCGGCAAUGUGGUGCAACGGGUCGGUGUUUGGCAUCCAGAAUGCCUGUGGGGUGCUCUUCGUGUCCAUGCUGAAGACUUUUGGGUCCAAGGACGAUGACAAGAUGGUCUUUAAGACAGCAUGGGUAGGUUCCCUCUCCAUGGGAAUGAUUUUCUUUUGCUGCCCCAUAGCCAGUGUCUUCACAGACAUAUUUGGCUGUCGAAAAACAGCUGUGAUGGGUGCUGCUGUUGGAUUUGUUGGGCUCAUGUCCAGUUCAUUCGUAAGUUCCAUCGAGCCUCUGUACCUUACCUAUGGAAUCAUAUUUGCCUGCGGCUGCUCCUUUGCAUACCAGCCUUCAUUGGUCAUUUUGGGACACUAUUUCAAGAAGCGUCUUGGACUGGUGAAUGGCAUUGUCACUGCUGGCAGCAGUAUCUUCACGAUUUUGCUGCCUUUGCUUUUAAGGGUUCUAAUUGACAGCGUGGACCUCUUUUACACACUGAGGAUCCUCUGCAUCUUCAUGUUUAUUCUCUUUCUGGCUGGCUUUACUUACCGACCUCUUGCUUCCAGUGCCAAAGAUAAAGAGAGUGAAAGCAGCAGAUUCUCCCUCUUUUCCAGGAGAAAGUUCAGUGCUCCAAAAAAAUUUUUCAAUUUUGCGAUCUUCAAGGUGACUGCUUAUGCAGUAUGGGCAGUUGGAAUACCACUUGCACUUUUUGGAUACUUUGUGCCUUAUGUUCACUUGAUGAAACAUGUGAAUGAAAGAUUUCAAGAUGAAAAAAAUAAAGAGGUAGUUCUCAUGUGCAUCGGCAUCACUUCUGGAGUUGGACGACUUCUCUUUGGCCGGAUUGCAGAUUAUGUACCUGGUGCGAAGAAGGUUUAUCUACAGGUACUUUCCUUUUUCUUCAUUGGUCUGAUGUCCAUGAUGAUUCCCCUGUGCAGUGUCUUUGGGGCCCUCAUUGCUGUCUGUCUCAUCAUGGGUCUCUUCGAUGGAUGCUUCAUUUCUAUCAUGGCCCCCAUUGCCUUUGAGUUAGUUGGUGCACAGGAUGUAUCCCAAGCAAUUGGAUUUCUGCUCGGAUUCAUGUCUAUACCAAUGACUGUGGGCCCACCCAUUGCAGGGUUACUUCGUGACAAGCUGGGCUCCUAUGAUGUGGCAUUCUAUCUUGCGGGAAUUCCUCCUCUUAUUGGAGGUUCUGUGCUUUGUUUUAUCCCAUGGAUCCACAGUAAGAAGCAAAGAGAGAUCAGUAAAACUACUGGAGGAGAAAAGAUGGAGAAAAUGUUGGAUAACCAGAACUCUCUGCUGUCAAGCUCAUCUGGAAUCUUCAAAAAAGAAUCUGACUCUAUUAUUUAAUGUCCUAUAUACCUCCACCAGACUGGACUUGCUUUUGAAUUUUAAGCAAGUUUUCUUUUUAUAUGAAUUGCAAAUUUCUUAUUUUUUUAAUCAUAUCUUCAGAAUAGCACAAUAAUUGGGAAGUAGAACUCUUAUUAACUACAAGAACCAUUUUCUGCCACUAAAUAGCUGUCUGAUAUUUCCAGGAGUCUGAGGAAAGACUCAGUUUCAGGAAAACAUGCAUGAAAGUUAAAUAUUGUGAACAUUUGAAGUUAUCUCAGUAAAAAGCAACUUUGGAAACUGUGAAUGCUAUUAGCUUGUACAAAUAUUUAAAAAUACCUCAAGCUAUACUGAAAGGGUUGUGGUUUUUUUAGGUCUGGAAAUAUUUUGUUUGUUGUCUCAUGGUGUCUUCAGUUCUGGUACUCUUAAUUUCUUCAACUCCUUGGAAACUUUUGCAAAAUUUAAGCCUGGAUUCUAGAUAAUACCAGAUCUACCUAAACCUCAAGUCUAUGUUAAAGUUGCUUGCCUGUGAGGUAGCUAUGCAAUUAGAAUAGACUACUUGUUCCUGCAUCAAGGGACCUUCUGGAAGCAGAUGCUAACAUUGUAUUCAUUAUCAAUAUGUGAGAUGAAAAGGAUCUGCUUCAGAAGGGCAGAGCAGUUCAGGAGUAAGGCAUUUCUUCUCAUUACCUUUGUUCCCUUUGGGUUUGCAGUGUGUUUUACUCAAGUAGCCAGAAACAUCCCAGAUUUCUGAUUUGUUUCAACAAUAAAGUAAAAUAGAAUAUAAGAAAGAUAUUCUGGUGCUUUUAACUUAGACUUAUGGAUUUUUCUGACUUCUGGAUUUUUUAGCACUAGUAUUUAAAUCAAGUUUUACUGAACAAGUUAUCAAGUUGGAGUUACAGGCACAGAUGGGAGGAACAAAAUCCUUUGUAUUCCUGAAGAAAAUCUCUUUCUGACAGAAACAAUUAUUUAAAUUGGUUUAAUGAAAUUAACCUAUUUUGUCCCACUGUCCCAAAUGUGGAACAUCUAUAAAAAUUAAAUGUAUAUAACAUAUAGUAUAAUUAUAUAAUAUAUAAGAUCCAUUAACUCAUUAAGUCCCAAGUUUUCAAUUAUGUGACUAUUUCAACAACAUUGACACAGGUGUAUUAAAAUAGGUUGGAAAUAAUAACCUAUUUAAAUUAUAUGUUAAAUUAAUUAUAUAUUAUUAUAUUAGUUAUACAUAAUAUAUUAAUAUAUAUAAGCUCUAGGUUAUGAUUUUCAACCCAUUUUAAUGUACCUGUGUCAAUUUCAUUGAACUAUUUGCAGAAUUGAAAACUUAAGAGGUCAAUGGGCCUCAAAAAGUUAAAGUACUAAUAACCGAGAAUGCCUACAUUUCCAAAAUUUUCUAGCAAAAAUUUGCAUUCAUGUAUACAGUCAUACAUCACUUAAUGACCUGGGACAUAUGUUAAGAAAUUCAUCAUUAACUGGUUGUGGUGGCACAUUCCUGUAAUCCCAGCAAUUUGUGAGAUUGAGGGAAAAGGAUCAUAAGUUUGAAGCCAGACUCAGCAACUUAGUGAGACCCUGUCUCAAGAAAUGCAUCUUUAGACAGUUUCAUUGGGCAAACAUAGAAUGAACUUACACCAAGAUGGUUACAAUUUUACUAGGCAAUAUAAUCUUAUGGGACCAUCAUCAUUUAUAUAGCCUGCAUUAACUGAAAGGUUGUCACAUGAUGCUAUGUUUAUCCUAGUGUGAUCUCCAUUAAUAUUUGUUAUUUUUUUCUAUUUAUAUACAGACUUUCAUAAGAAAGCUAUUAGUUUUGAAUACCUAAAAUUAAAAACCAAGCCAUAUUCUGACACAUUAUUCACUUAUAAAAACUGGAACACUUUCUUAUGUUUGAAAUUUAUACUUCAGUACUUUAGACUUUUAAAAGUCAAUGAUAUGCAAAGUAUAUUUAAAUCCUAAGUGUAGAUGAAUAUUAGAUCUUUAUUCAUCUGUUUGUAAAUGAUCUGUAAGGUAUGAAAAUUUUAUUAGCUCACUAUUUUUCUCUUUUUCUUCUAUUAUCUUUAAAAGGCAAAGUCCUACUUUGCUCUAGUUAAGAGUGAACUACCUGGAGAGCAUAUGGGUUUGUAGUAGUUGGUUUGGGAGGAAUAGGUGUGGGGCGCUGAAGGGAUGUGAGGCUGUUAAUUGAACAGCUGGAAAAUCCAAUGAUUUUUCAGUAUCAACUUUCUCACUUACCACUUUAAAAUUUCAUAGUAUAAAUGCUAAAUGUGGAAUUUAUUUUUAAUAGGAUCUUAAAUAAUUUUGAUUAUGAAGAUAUUCAGCAAUUUACUAUCCCUGACAAAUAGUUGCAACUUACUACUACAUUUUAUCCCUGGUACUAGGGAUGGAACCUAAGGUACUCUACCACUGAGCUACAUCCCCAACCCUUUAUGUUUCAUUUUGAAACAAGGUCUUGCUAAGUUACUGAGUCUGUGCUUGAACUUGUGAUUCUCCUGCUUAAGCCACUUGAGUAGCUGGUAUUAUAGGUAUGUGCCACCAUGCCCAGCUGCAACUUACUCCUUCUAAUAGUUUUAUAUUUCAUUUUCAGGGGUCUUUGAUAAUUUGUUUGCAAAAGAUUCUAUGGCAGGAAUUUUAAAAAACUACAUUUUGAUUACACUGCCUUUUCAUGUUCAUAUUUCAUGAUAAUAUAGUCUAUUAAAUCCUUAAUUUAUUCACCCCCAGUUAUCCAGAACAUUACUUCCACACUAUUAUUACAUUUUUGAAAAGUUCAAUAAAGACACAAUUAAAACUAAUCAUCAGGGCUGGGGUUGUGGCUCAGUGGUGUAGUGCUUGCCUCUCAUGAGUGGGGUACUUGGUUCCACCCUCAGCACCACAUAAAAAUAAAUAAAUAAAAUAAAGUCAUUGGU
Molecule: messenger RNA, 4665 nt
Organism: Sciurus carolinensis (gray squirrel)
Lineage: Eukaryota; Metazoa; Chordata; Mammalia; Rodentia; Sciuridae
Gene: Slc16a10
Product: solute carrier family 16 member 10
Exons: 6
Coding region: 290-1804 (504 amino acids)
Biological process (GO): transmembrane transport
Molecular function (GO): monocarboxylic acid transmembrane transporter activity
Source: RefSeq, a predicted model, not a curated record